UUCUAAGCGACAACCUUUUUGGAAAUCCAUGACCAAAAGGGAUGACUGCUGUUUCAUAGUCGUUCUUCCACAUGUUUGAGUCAUUUUGAAGAAAGAGACUGUUUUAGUAUACAAGUCUAAGACAAUAUAAAAUGGCUGAUUAUUGGAAGUCUCAGCCAAAGAAAUUUUGUCAGUACUGCAAGUGUUGGAUAGCAGACAACAAACCGAGCGUUGAAUUUCAUGAAAGGGGGAAGAAUCACAAGCAAAAUGUGGCUGAUAAAAUCGACGAGAUUAAAAAGAGGAGUAUGGACAAGGCAAAGCAGGAGGACCGCCAGUCAAAGGAGUUUGCAGCCAUGGAGGAGGCAGCCUUGAAAGCAUACGAGCAGGACAUUAAAAGACUUCAGAUGGAAUCAGGUGCAAGUGAAACCGAGCUUCAAAGUACAGCUCCUCAACAAAAGGAGCCUCAAAGUAGAGCUCCUCCACCAAAGGUACCUCAACAGCAGAGCAAGAAGCAGAAACAGAAGCAGAAGCAGAAGCAGAAGGAGAAGGCAAGCCCCGAGGCCAGCAGCAACAGUGGAUCAGAUGCUUGGGUUGAAGCGUUGACCGAUGACGGACAAAGCUAUUACUAUAACUCAGUAACAGGAGAGUCAAAAUGGGAGAAGCCAGGGGGGUUCCAAGGUCAGAGUGAGUCCUUGGCACAAGCUGAAGAGCAGAGUGAGUCUGGGUCCCCAUGGAUGGAGGCAGUGAGUCCAGAUGGAUACCCCUACUUCUACAACUCAGAAACUGGAGAGUCAAGCUGGGAAAAGCCUGCUGAUUAUCACUCUGGAGGUAGCAGCGUGGCAGCUCUGGUGGAGGGACUGGAGGACCCAUCUCCCCCUAAGCCUGAGCCACUAUCAGAGGAUGAGAACAGCUCAAAUGGGGCCAAGGACGCCGAGGAGACGGAGAAGUCCACAGCCCCCAAAACCAGUUUCUGGAAAAGAAAAGCUGAAUGCAGAAAAGCUGAGGUACCUGAAAAGGAGGGAGAGGUAAAAGAGGAGACUGAAGAAGGUGCUGGUGCUGAAGCUGAGGAGAACGAAAGUUCGAGAGAUUCCUCUGACCCUGCCCCUGCUAAAGAAGAACAGGAAGUAAGGCCCGCCAAAAAACCUAGGAUCAAUCCCUAUGGAGUAUGGGAGCAGAUCCAAGAGGAGGAGGACCCAUAUGAGAAUGUGGAUUGGCAGUUGCCCAAGGUGGACACCGGGGGCAUCGUUCCAGCUCCCACAGAGAUCCCCCGUGAGCCAAAGCCCAAGUUCAGGGAACGCCUCAUCACCUCCCUGGGGGAUGAGGGAAGCUCAGGGGCCACUUUCCGCAAGAGGAAGACAGACAAUGGCAAAUCCAGAAGCCUCCGUCAGAGAGGGAAGGACGAUGACUAAGAACCCCCAGUUGGCCGUUUUUUUAUAUAGAACAUGUGGAGGACAGCUCAGGAAAUCAGCAGGCUGACAUUUAUUUUUGCCCACUUGGCAGACCUGGAAUCACGUAUGUUUAUGUGUGAGCUGUGCAGUGUCACGUCAAACGUCUGUUUGCUAAAUUGUAUUUGCGGAUGGAUGGUCAAACAUCUUUGCCAUGAAUGAAUGAAUGCCAUAUCCAGGUUUGAAAGCUCUGUAUAGUUCAGAGAAACAAAGAAUCAAUAAGCACUCGUUCUUUUUGAGGAGGUAUUUGUCUCCUGUAGACAUAUAUAUCUUAAAAAAGAGAGUUUUUCUUUUUUCCUACCCUUAAUUGCUCUACACAUUCGAGUUUGGAGAUUUGUAUUAGUAUUUUUUUAAUUUGUUGUUGACAUCAACCUUUCCCCCUCAAAGAUUGUGUCUUGUAUUUAUGUGAUGGUAUUUUUCUAUCAUUAGCUUGAAAAGUGACUUCAUUGUUGUCAGUAAAAACUCCUUUUGUGCA
This is a messenger RNA of Clupea harengus (Atlantic herring), 1899 nucleotides long. RefSeq names its product WW domain binding protein 4 (gene wbp4). Gene Ontology annotation, biological process: mRNA splicing, via spliceosome. The record is from RefSeq and is a predicted model, not a curated record. Gene Ontology annotation, cellular component: nucleus; precatalytic spliceosome. Gene Ontology annotation, molecular function: protein binding; zinc ion binding; RNA binding. Lineage: Eukaryota; Metazoa; Chordata; Actinopteri; Clupeiformes; Clupeidae.